Messenger RNA from Callithrix jacchus (white-tufted-ear marmoset), 1214 nucleotides. The record is from RefSeq and is a predicted model, not a curated record. Lineage: Eukaryota; Metazoa; Chordata; Mammalia; Primates; Cebidae.
GCGGUGGGGCUUAGCGUGACCUCGCGGGAGGUCGAUGGAGGCGUGGUCUAGGCGUGGACUCGCGGAGGCGUAUCUCCGGCCGCGGUAUUUCCGGAUCCGCGCCGCUCACGCCGGCGGCUCCGGGCUGAAGUCUGCGGCCUCCCGGCUCCCGGCGUGGACGCCAUGGUGCUGUUCCCGGUUAUCGGGAAGCUGCUGCACAAACGCGUGGUGCUGGCCAGCGCCUCUCCACGCCGCCAGGAGAUCCUCAGCAACGCGACACGGAGUUUCGCUCUGGUUGCCCGGACUGGAGUGCAGUGGUGCAAUCUCGGCUCACUGCAACCUCCACCUCCAGGGUUCAAGCAGUUCUCCUCCUCAGCCUCCCGAGUAGCUGGGAUUACAGGCACCUGCCACCACAACCGGCUAAUUUUUGGGCAGGCUGGUCUCGAUGUCUUGACCUGGUGAUCCACCCGCCUCGGCCUCCCAAAGUGCUGGGAUGACAGGCGUGAGCCACCGUCCCUGGCCAUGGUGUCUGCAUCCCCAUGGCAGGAAGGAGAAGGGAGGAGUACAGACCCCCACCCCGGGCUGGAAGGAUUUCCCUCCAAGUCUGUGUCCCCACACGUGGCCCAGAAUGGCUGCUGUGGCACCGGCCAUUGCGUGAACGUUACUUCUGCUCGAUAGAGCUUUGGAGGGUGGUCAGGGUUCCAUCGGCGCCGGGACGACCCGGCCGCACAGCAGGCAUUUGCUUCCGCGGCGCGCUGGCCCAAGAGCUGGUCCGGGAGAACCCGCAUCUGCAGGUGACCGUGUUCGACCUCCCCGAAACCAUCGAGCUGGCCGCACACUUCCAACCCGCCGGGCCGCAGGCGGCUCAGGUCCGAUUCGCUGCCGGGGCCGGCCUGCUGCUGGUGGAGACACUGCUGGACGAAGAGAAGAGGGAGGCCCGGGUCGCCCUGCUGCAGUCGCUGAACAUGCUGGUGCAGGUGGGGGGCAGGGAGCGGAGCCCGGGCGAGUACCAGCGCUUGCUAGAGCAACACGGCUUCUGCCAGGUGCAGGUGGCACACUUGGGGGGUAUCCUGGAUGCCAUGCUGGCCACCAGAGUGGGUCCCUGAAACCCAGGCAGCGUGCUCAUGAUAGGGACACCCUCCCGCAGGCUGCAGGGGGCCGCCCCAUCCCCAGCUGCCACAGGACAGUCACACAGGAACAUGCAGUCGUGGGUGAAUAAAGAAAGCGAAAGCCUG